CCUUAAAACUAUUUUAACGGUGAGAUUAGGUUCAAUUUAUAUUUCUUUCCUUUUCCUCUAUUGGAAAUAAAAUUAUACUUUUUUUUUGGUUUGCUUAAUAUGAAAAAGGAAAGCUAACUUUGAGAAUCCAAACUUUUUUUUUCUUCUCUCUGAAAUUAGUAAAAUCUUGUGUGUAAGUACCUGGAAUCUAAGGUUUAGAUUCUUCAUCUUCGCUGGAGAUUCGUCGUUGCAGAGUUUGUCCUUCGAGCUUUUUUGGAGCUAGCAAUGGAGUUUGGUGAUGCUGGUAUCGAGGGAACUCUUUCCUGGACGAUUAGGAAGAAGAGGAGUUUGAAACCGUUUAAGUCUAGAGGUUUUAGCAGUUGUAGAGGUGAUAGUGAUGGUUUAGUGGUUGAAAGGAAUAUGAAAAGAAGGAUAAAGACCUGCAAAGUAGGAGCGAGUUGUGAUGAAGUUGAAGUGAUUCCUAAAUCUGAUGAGAAAGAGCCAUGUCCAGAAGAUGAUGAUUGUACAUUAGGUGACUGGAUGCGAAGGAAAAUUUUGGAAAGGGGAGAUAAGCGCAAAGAAAACGUUGUUGAAGUUAGGCAUAAGAUAAAUUCAGGGAAACAUUUUGAUGAUGAUGAUUGUACAGUAGCCAAUAGGCUUAACAGUAGGAAAAAGAGGGGCAGACGCCAAGUGGAACUUGAAGAAGAAGAGGAAUGGGAAGAACAACUUCACCUGUGUGAAUUGAUGAGGGCGAUAUCGUCAAGUAGGAGAACCCACAAUUUAUGUUCCAUUGGUCAAGAAAAUGUAAUUGUUGUUGGUCCUUCUCAUUCACGUUCGCCAAUUUCUGAUGUAUCAGAUCCCCUUCUCAAAAACGGGGUAUCUUUUGACUUCACAAACAUGAAGCAGGAACCGAAGGAAGGCCGAGUUUGCCAUCAAUGCUUGAAAGGGGGAAGGAUAACUAUUCUGAUGUGCAGUGCAUGUGAAGAGAAGAUGUAUUGUCUUCCGUGUGUAAGAAAAUGGUAUCCACAUCUAUCUAAGGAUGAUGUUGUUGCUAAAUGUCCUUUCUGCUGUAAAAAUUGUAAUUGCAGCAAAUGCUUGCAUUCGAAUGGUAUAAUCGAGACAUCCAAGAGGGAACUCUCGAAUUCUGAAAGACGCCAUCAUCUCCAGUACUUGAUUACAUUGAUGCUUCCGUUUCUGAGUAAAUUAUCUGAAUCCCAGAACAAAGAGAUUGAAAUGGAAGCAAAGGUUCAAGGAGUACUGCCUUCUGAAGUUGACAUAACUAAGGCAGAAAGCUACGCUGAUGAACGUGUAUACUGUGAUCAUUGUGCAACUUCGAUUGUUGACUUGCAUCGAAGCUGCCCAAAGUGCUCUUUUGAACUUUGUUUGAAGUGCUGUCAAGAGAUUCGUGAAGGAUCACUUUCUGAACGCCCUGAAAUGAUGCUACACUAUCCUGAUAAAGGAUACGGAUAUAUGUAUGGUUUAGAUGUUGCGGAAUCGAGCUCCUCUGUCACUUAUGAAGACAAAGAAACUGACCCAUCCAAAACUAAGUGGAGCCUUGGUGAUGAUGGAAGCAUCACUUGUGCACCAGAAAAGCUUGGUGGUUGUGGUGAUUGUGUGUUAGAGCUUACGCGGAUCCUACCACAGACAUGGAUGUCAGACUUGGAGCACAAAGCAGAGACUGUCUUGGCAUCACACAAUAUUAGCCCCAGAAUGUUGAACUAUGUGUGUUCUCCUUUGGAGACUGAGAUGACAAGGAAAGCAGCUUCGAGGACAAUAUCAAAUGACAACUAUCUUUUCUGUCCUAAAUCUCUUGAUGUCUUGAAGGAAGAAGAGCUUGUACAUUUUCAAGAGCAUUGGGCAAAAGGUGAACCAGUAAUUGUUAAGAACGUUCUUGAUAACACACCUGGUUUAAGCUGGGAACCGAUGGUUAUGUGGCGGGCAUUAUGCGAAAAUGUGAAUUCACCUGAAAGUUCUGAAAUGUCCCAAGUCAGAGCAAUGGAUUGUUUAAGUAAUUGUGAGGUGGAGAUCAAUCCUCGUCACUUCUUUGAAGGUUACAACAACGGAAGAACAUAUUGUAAUUACUGGCCUGCGAUGUUAAAGCUAAAGGACUGGCCUCCUUCUGAUAAGUUUGAAGACCUUUUACCUCGUCACUGUGACGAGUUCAUAUCCGCACUACCUUUUCAAGAAUACAGCGAUCCUAGAUCAGGGAUUCUUAACAUUGCAGCAAAGCUUCCUGAAGGAGUUAUCAAACCAGAUUUGGGUCCAAAAACUUACAUCGCCUAUGGGAUUCCUUAUGAGCUCGGUAGAGGGGAUUCAGUCACUAAGCUUCACUGUGAUAUGUCAGACGCGGUGAAUAUUUUGACACAUACUGCUGAAGUAACCCUAAGUCAAGAACAGAUAUCCGCAAUCAAAACCAUGAAACAGAAACAAAAGGAACAGAACAAGUUUGAAGAACAUGGCACUAAAGACUGUAGCGAAAUGGAAGAAGAAAUGAACUUGCUAAAGAUUCCGGGGACUGAGAAUGGCGAAAAGGGCAGUGCUCUUUGGGAUAUAUUUCGGAGAGAAGAUGUUGCUAAGUUAGAAGAGUAUUUAAGAAAGCAUUGCAAAGAAUUUAGGCACACAUAUUGUUGUCCAGUUACAAAGGUUUACCAUCCAAUACAUGACCAAACAUGCUAUUUAACCGAAGAGCACAAAAGAAAACUCAAGGCAGAGUUUGGGAUCGAGCCAUGGUCUUUUGUGCAAAAUCUAGGUGAAGCAGUGUUUAUUCCUGCGGGCUGUCCGCAUCAAGUUCGGAAUCUAAAGUCGUGUACAAAAGUUGCAGUUGACUUUGUGUCACCGGAGAACAUCCAUGAGUGUAUGCGUCUGACUGAAGAGUUUCGCCAACUUCCAAAGAACCACAAGGCCAGAGAGGACAAACUUGAGACUUAGGUUUGGUUACCGUAGAUUGAUGAUCCUAGAUCUUGGAUGAUACCGGAAGGUCCAAAAUUCAUGUUUUGGUGGAAACAUGGCUGCUCAAUAGCAUCUGAAUACGAGGUGUAAUAAGCUUAGAUAUUCUUUGAUGACUAUCGCGGUUUCCACUUACAACAAUGAGAUUCCUAUUCGCGGAAAGAAAUUGGAUGAGUUGCCAGUGGAUGGUCUGUACAUGUUUGGUGGGUGGUCUUUACAUGUGGUGGUCCGUCAUGCUUUGAAGUUUCCUAAACUACUAGAAAAAAUGUUCACAAAGUUAAAGCUGAUAAUUAAGCAAUUUAACUAUUGUAGACAAGAACAUAUCGGGUCCAUAGUCUGAGGCUCUGAGCACUGCAGAUUCCUAGAUAUUAAAAAAGAAGUGAUUGAAUGAUUGAUGAAA
This is a messenger RNA of Capsella rubella, 3325 nucleotides long. Its product is annotated as lysine-specific demethylase JMJ25. Gene Ontology annotation, cellular component: chromatin; histone deacetylase complex. The record is from RefSeq and is a predicted model, not a curated record. The transcript is spliced from 12 exons. Gene Ontology annotation, biological process: regulation of transcription by RNA polymerase II. Lineage: Eukaryota; Viridiplantae; Streptophyta; Magnoliopsida; Brassicales; Brassicaceae. Gene Ontology annotation, molecular function: transcription coregulator activity; chromatin DNA binding; histone H3K9 demethylase activity. Bases 265 to 2907 code for a protein of 880 amino acids.